CGACAAGCGGUUGCAAGGACAAAGAAGCCAGGUAUAAACACUAGUAAAUUACCUGUCUCUGUCUUGCCUCUUGCUGGGAACUGAAGAAAAAAGUCAACCACACGUACUCUAACUGCGAGGAUUAUUAAGCCAAACGGUGGUGAGACUGAAGAGAAAGGAAGCAAAGGGAACAUAAAAUGGAAGGAAAAACAAAGGAGAAAUGUGAGAAGAGUGGGAUAAUCGAGAUGUGGGCAAAGAAACACCUACUAUACACAGGAGCUACUAGACAACCCUUUAUCCUCAGCAUUCGAGAUGGGUCCGUCGAUCUUUCCUCUUUCAAAAGAUGGCUGGGACAGGAUUAUGUAUUUGUUAGAGAGUUUGUACCAUUUGUGGCAAGUGUAUUGAUUAAAGCUUCUAAGAAAUCAGAUGAUGGUAAUGACAUGGAAGUUAUACUAGGUGGUUUGGCUUCUUUAAAUGAUGAGAUUGCUUGGUUCAAGUCAGAGGCCUCCAAGUGGGAUGUUCCUCUUUCUAACACUGUUGUCCAUAAGGCAAACCAGAAUUACCGCAGAUUUCUCGAGAAUUUGAUGUUACCAGAAGUUGAUUAUGCCGUGGCCAUUACAGCCUUUUGGGCCAUUGAAGCUGUAUACCAGGAGAGCUUUGCACACUGCUUGGAAGAUGGCAGCAAAACUCCAUCAGAAUUACAGGACACUUGCCAAAGAUGGGGCAAUGAAGGUUUUGGUGAAUAUUGCCGUUCUUUACAGAAAAUUGCCAAUCGGUGUCUUGAGAAGGCUUCAAGUGACGUGCUUACAAAAGCUGAAGUAACUUUCUUGCGUGUUCUUGAACAUGAAGUUGAGUUUUGGAACAUGAGCCAUGGUUGUGCCUGAAAGAGUUGCCUUCAAAACCUGACAUAAUGGCGUUCCUAAUGCAAAAAUAGAUUUUACUUCAGGCUAGUUCCUAGGGUUUUCUCUGAGCAUUGUAAGUGAAGUUGAAAUGUAAAGGACAUACAAGUAAUAGUCUAUAUAAUCCGUUAAAUUUCGUUUUGCUAA
Hevea brasiliensis (rubber tree) is the source of this 1025-nucleotide messenger RNA. Its product is annotated as probable bifunctional TENA-E protein. NCBI's taxonomy places the organism in Eukaryota, Viridiplantae, Streptophyta, Magnoliopsida, Malpighiales, Euphorbiaceae. Bases 177 to 863 code for a protein of 228 amino acids. The transcript is spliced from 3 exons. The record is from RefSeq and is a predicted model, not a curated record. Gene Ontology annotation, cellular component: cytosol.